AUGGCGACCGGAAAGCUACACUCACUGCCACCAAAGCCCAGCCUGGUAGUGGAACCGCUCAUCAGAGCCAAGAAACCAGAUGACGGUUGCGAUCCCGUCAGAGAUGUGGUCAAGCGGCCGCUUUCCAACAAGGGAGCAAGGCGUCGGACCCCAUAUGACACGCCGAGGAAGACCACAAUCAACGGCCAGCAGAGCAGGGCCUCAAAGUACCCGGCCCCAUCACGCGCCCACAGCCCAGCGGCGAAGUAUAGGAGGGCAGACUCUGCCGGUGCGAGUAGAGGCAUCUCUGUUCCCGGCCAGCAGUCGCGCCGGGAAGAUCGAGACUACCCGGCCACCAUGUCCAGGGACAGGGUGCCGGGAGCCUCGAGGAAGACAGACCAUGUCCCCCGGACGGCCACUGGCACUGGCUUGGGGCGCUCGCCUGAGGCUAUCCUAGGCUACAGGGCCCCCGGGUACAGUGGCCCGACCCCGAGCCCGAACCACAGUGGCGAAACCAAGGCCAGAACUGCCGUGACCUACCCAGGCGAUCGUAUCGCUGAAUCUCAGCAAGCGGUAGCCAAGACCGACGAGACGACGAGGGAUCACCGUGACCCCGAGCAGGCGCUGGUCAGGAACAGCAACGAGGCGGCCAAGAAUCCCCAAGCUCCCAAGCAAGCGUUGGUUGAGAGAGGCGGGGAGGCGACCAGUGAGCGUCAUGGCCCCAAGCAGGCGCUGAUCGAGAAGACCGAUGAAGCGACCAAGGGCCAUCACGGCUCUAAGCAAGCGUUAGCCGAGAAAAGCAACAAGUUCACCCAGUCUCGCAGUGCCAACCAGGAGCAGGUGCCCGCGAGAUCUGCUAUAGAUGAACCCAAGAAAACGCUGGCCGGAAACAGCGGCUCGGCUACCCAAUCUCGUCCUGCCCAUCAUGGGCAAGCAGCUGCGAGGUCUGCUGCCGAUACACUCCAGAAAGAGCUGGUCAGGAACAGGGAGGCGACCAAGGACCGCCGUGGCCCCAAGCAGGCGUGGGUAAGGAGCGACGAUGAAACAAAGAUAACCAAGUUCUACCCCGACAUCGACCGAACGGUGGCCAGAAACAGCCACGAGUCUCGCCGCUCCCAUAAGGAGCAGGUGCGUGCGGGAUCUGCUGUCAAGGCGAUCAAGCAAAUUUUGGCCAGGAAGAACGGCGAUAUGACCCAGCCUCACCAUGCCCAUCAGGAGCAAGCACCUGUGAGACCUGCUGCCAAGGGACCAAAGAAGACGUUGGCCAGAAAGACCGACGAGGCUACCAAUGGUCACCAUGUCCCCAGACCGGCGUUGGCCAAACAGAACGGUGAUGUAAGCCAGCUUCGCCGCGCACAUAAGGAGCGGGUACGUGCGAGAUCUGUCGCCGACGGGCCCAAGCAAGCGUUGGUCAGCAGCAACGGCGAGAUCACCAAGGGCCACCCUGGUCCCAGCCCGGCGUUGGCUAAGAAGAACGACGAUGUGUCCCAGCCUCGCCGCGUCCGCAAAGAGCAAGUGCCUACGAGAUCUGCUACCGACAGACCCAAGAAGAAGCUGGUUAGGAAGGGCGACGAGGUCAUCAAGACCCACAAAGGCCCCAGGCAGGUGCUGGCAAGUGACAACGGCGAUGCCACCAACGAUCGCGAUGCCCCUAGACCGGCGUUGGCCAAGAAGAGCAGCGAUGUGGCCCAGCCCCACCACGCCCAUCAGGAGCAGGUGCCAGCGAGGGCUGGCGCCGAGGGACCCAAGCAAGCGUCGGUCCGGAGGAUCGGCGAGCCGGCCAAGAACCGCCAUGGCGUGCAGAAGCGGCCGGUCGCGAAGCCUUCAGCCGGCACCACAGGCAAUGCCUCCGCUCCGCGCGAUGUGGUCGCCAAGAAGCGCCCGCGAGCUGCCGUGGCGCCGGCCGGCUCCCGCGCGCUGUCCAUCAAGCGCAGGGCCGUCGCCGUGCAGGCCAAAGCCGAGCACCUCACCAGCGUCUACGACGCCGACGCCUUCCGCCGCAGCAACUACAAGCGCAUCUUCGACGGGCCCAAGCCGACGCCAGAGGACAUGCCGGUGCCCGACUUCGUCGGCGACGCCUGCUACGCGUCCGACGAGACGCUAGCCGGCCGCGCCGAGUGCGCCAUGUCGGAUACCCUCAUGUACAGCGACAUUGACGAUCCCAACGCCUUCGUCCAUCCCGUCCCCGAGCCGCUGGUCACGCUCACCAGCCCGUUUGGCGAUUUCCUCGUCGCCAACGAUCCCUUCUCGGACGGGGAGACUUACCCUUUCAACCAUUUCGGAAUGAUGGGAAGCUGCUGGGAUGCGCGCAAGGCACCACCAGAGCUCAAGUUCACAUCCGGAGACAGUAUUUGACUUUGACCAGAUUCCUACCUUUUCGACCGGGGUCGACGCCUCCGUGGCGGACUUGGUCUAUUCUUUUCAACCACUUUACUCCCCUUUCAGCUUCUUUGUUUCCAUUUCACUUUCAUUCUUGA
Gaeumannomyces tritici R3-111a-1 is the source of this 2456-nucleotide messenger RNA. RefSeq lists its product as hypothetical. NCBI's taxonomy places the organism in Eukaryota, Fungi, Ascomycota, Sordariomycetes, Magnaporthales, Magnaporthaceae. The record is from RefSeq and is a predicted model, not a curated record. The transcript has a single exon. Bases 1 to 2334 code for a protein of 777 amino acids.